Messenger RNA from Necator americanus (New World hookworm), 669 nucleotides. RefSeq lists its product as uncharacterized. Bases 1 to 669 code for a protein of 222 amino acids. Lineage: Eukaryota; Metazoa; Nematoda; Chromadorea; Rhabditida; Ancylostomatidae. The transcript has a single exon. The record is from RefSeq and is a predicted model, not a curated record.
AUGCUGUUCACAGCUACAUUGCAACGGAUAAUGAAAUCACUAUCCUGGGAAGAAAGGGGUAUACGUGUUGAUGGAAGAUUCCUUUCGAACCUUCGUUUCGCGGACGAAAUCGUUCUCUUUUCGAGCAGUACCAAUGAAGCAGAAACGAUGCUCAAUGAAUUGAACGAAGCAGGGAAGAGAAUAGGACUACGAAUAAACAGAAAGAAGACACAGUUCAUGAACAACGCCUACUGCGAGGACGGAGGAGUACAACUUGAAGGCUCCCAAAUCGUGGAAUCUCCGUCAUACGUAUACCUUGGACGUUCAAUGAACAUGGAAAACGACUUGAAGGAAGAACUGAAUAGAAGAAUGAGAGCAGCAUGGGCAGCAUUCGCAGCCGUCAGGGAAGCUACGGACCAACUGACGGACCAAGAUCUUCGUGCCCAUCUGUUCGACUCGACAAUCCUUCCAGCGCUUUGUUACGCAGCGGAGACGUGGGCAGACAUCGCGGCCACGUCUAGGAAGUUACUUACUACCCACAGAGCCCUUCAGAGAUGUCUCCUGAAGUUUAACCGGCGCACACAACACCUAGCCGGUCUUCGUAGCUCCGACUUAAGAGAAAUGUCCGUCUUCGCGACUCAGCGGAAUAUGUAUCGAAAGCAAAACAUAGAUGGGCCGGUCACAUCAUGA